AGUAUUAUUUUAUAUAUAUUAUUAUGUGUUCUUUUGCAGAAGCACUUAGACUAUGGUGUUUAAACACAAACACAAAACUCUCUGCAACCAAAAAUAGUGUUUUGGUACUUUUAUUAAGAAUGCUUUAAUCAAUAGUGAAAGAGUUUAUAUAUUUUAUUUUUUCACAAUUAUCAUCAGUAGUACACUAUGCAGACUUUUCUUUUAUUUCCUAUCACCCCCUUGCUUAUAUUAAGAACUUUUUUGUAGAUUCUGCAGCAAUUUCUGGAGGAAGCAUGGCUGUUUUAGUUGCUUUUUUUACUGCAUUGUUUUUUUUUUGCCUAAAAAAUGUUUUAUUGCCAUUACAAAUAGCUUAUUCUCUAACCGCACUAUACAAUAUUUUUUUACUAUACAAUGUUAUUUCGGUCAAUACAUUCCAUUUUUGGUCAUUUAGUCAUUUUCUAGCCAUUUUUUGCAUUUUCAAUUCUGCAUAGGUAUAUCUUUUUCUUGUGUUUGGACAUGUUGUUCCAUAUAAUGGUUUUCUAUAUAACUUCUCUUUUAUACUGUAUGAGUUGUCAGAAUAUGGUUGCCUGAUAAAGCUAUAACAGGGAAAAAUGCAGCAACGAUAUUUAUAUAUUUGGACCAAUACAUUGAAAAUAUUAAGUUGUAUUUAUGGGGCUCUCAGUGGAACGCACAUACUAGUGUGGAACACAGCGCCAUCUUGAAAGGUCUUGGAGGCGUGAGAAGGACAGCAUGAAGGAGCGAGGAACCAAGUGUGGGAGAAGGAAGGAAAGCACGGAAUUGAGCGGUUUGGAUCAAGAGUCAGAAUAACACCUAUUUGGUAGAACAUUUAACUCCUGGCACUACCUACUGUGUAACUGCUAAAUUGAUUUUCCCUCUAUCCCGACCUAAAAGUGAGACUGCAGUAUUAUGUACUACCACUCUCAAAGAUUACUCUUCAGAAGAAGCAAUGAAAAUUAUAUGCGCCUAUAUUUUGCCUGUCCUGAUGACUUCUUUUAUACUGUUCAUCACUGUAUAUGCUGUUCAUAAAUAUAUUCAUGUUAGCCGACUUACUCAACCACAUAUCCUGAGAUUAGAUCCAAGAAACAUUGCAACUGUAGAAGUAUAUGCUGUUGCUAUUAACCACCUCAUCACUGAACAUGAUACAUAUAAGUUAAAAAAUCAAGAUCCGAAUUUGUGUCGAGACGAGAAGAUAAAAUGUCAUCUUGACAAGAAAGCUAGCUGUGGGGCUAAAAUUAUGGAAACAAAAAAUAACUGUAGCACUACAGUGGUGGAAGAAGAAAAUUUUGGUUAUGUGACUCUUCAGCAGGAAGCUCCAGUUGAACAGCCUAGUCUUUCCCAAUAUGACAUGACACAAACUAAUGAACAUGUUGUUUCAGAACCUGACAUUCCACUGGUUAAACAUAAUAUUUUUUGUCCAUAUGACAUGCCGCAUCACCUAGUUUGUUUACAGUCAUCAACCCAGUCUAAAUCACCUGUGUACCUGGAGACUAUGAAAAAAGUUCCUUAUGCCCAUGUUGAUGCUAGUUCUAGUCUUUCCCCUAAGAGGGAAGAUAAUACAUUAAAUAUUACUAAGAAUAUAUAUGAGCCUCAAUUGCCCAUGGUAAAUUUACCACUAAAAUGUUAUGAUGACAAGUUGCUUAUAUCAAAUAGUGAAACCUCCAAACAGUGUAUGAUUACAUUUGAAAAUUGUUUUAAUGAAGAUUUUGAAUGCCACAACUUAAACAGCAAUGAUCUUUGUGAGUCAAAUUAUUUAUUUGUUCACUGGAAUCCUUUAACUCAUCAGCUACAUAUACCUAACUUUCAAUGCGAGGAAGUAAGGGAGCAGUUUGCCUUGAAUAACCAAGAUGUAACAAAUGAGCUACUGUCAAAAUUAACCUCUCCUAUUGAAUCAGAGGAUCCAGAAGAGGAUGAUUUACUUUUGAGGUUUCAGGAACGGUGGGGAUUGAAUAUACCAAUAAACCAAUAGACAACAACAGCUUGCUUUCAGUAUCUUCUAUUCUAGGGAUGCACCGAAUCCACUAUUUUUGGGUUCGGCCAAACCCUGACUCCUUCAUGAAAGAUUUGGCCAAAUACCAAACUGAAUUCUAAGUUGCAUAUGCAAAUUAGGAAAUGGAAAGGUUAAGUAGAAGCAUGCAUUUUACACGCGAUUUUUUUUACUUCUGUGUUCAUGUAACCAAAAGUCACUUGACACUUGCAUUCGGCCACACCUUCACCGAAUCCCGCUGAAUUAGCCUCUGAAAACCAGUUUAAAAAUUACAUUUGAAACAUAGCAAUGAAUCUUUAAAACUUUAUUUUUAAAAUGAUUGAAUAAAACAACUAUAGUUUAUUGCAUAAACACAAAAUAAAUGCAAAAGUCAGGUUGGCAAAACAGUCAGGUUUAGGAACUUCAAGUAACAAUUACUCACAAAAGCAGCCCUAUCAACAUGACCUAUAGGUAACUUUUAAUGUAUGUUCAUAUUUUGAAGAGUCAUGUUUUAGUGUCAGCAUCACUUUGAUUCGUCAUUGUUCUUUUCCCCACUCUUGGCUACCAUAAUGUCCACUUCUCCUUUCUUUCCCAUCUUUACCUCAGUGAGGGCAUGAUGAGCUAUGCUGCCUAUUUCUGACUGGUUUUGCAAUUUAUCUGCCCACUAAAUACUGUAUUUCAAUUUCAAAUCUGUAUGUUCAAUAAAGAAUGCUUUGUGUACUUCGCAAUUUAUGUUA
Molecule: messenger RNA, 2700 nt
Organism: Xenopus tropicalis (tropical clawed frog)
Lineage: Eukaryota; Metazoa; Chordata; Amphibia; Anura; Pipidae
Exons: 4
Coding region: 947-1966 (339 amino acids)
Source: RefSeq, a predicted model, not a curated record